This is a messenger RNA of Klebsormidium nitens, 2949 nucleotides long. The record is from the annotation of a GenBank genome assembly. NCBI's taxonomy places the organism in Eukaryota, Viridiplantae, Streptophyta, Klebsormidiophyceae, Klebsormidiales, Klebsormidiaceae.
UCAAGUCCUUGCAAAGCCCCAUUUGUCCACUAUCCAAGCGCUUCAAAGCGCAUUUGGAUGGGUUUAUUUCUACAGGAGUCCUUGAAGCAACGUGUCUGAAAGCUCUGCUUCCUGUCAUGAGCUGACCAUGGUCAAAGGCAGUGCCAUUUGGAGUUCAGCAAUGAGCUUUCAGAAAGCAUCUCACGAGUCCCCUGUAGGGGGGCUCCUUUUUCUCCAGAGCCUGGCUGCAGACAGAAAGGUGUCACCUUUCAAAAAACCGGCAGGCCCGGUGGUGGAGGACGCGUCCUCUCAUGGGUAUAAGCUGCUGGAUUUUGCACUUAAAUGUGAUCUUACUGGUGUGGAAAAGGAACUUGCUGCCGCAAGUCUAGAGGACGUCAACUAUAUAGGAACAAGGCUGCUGAAGGUGCGGACUUGGGAAGUUGUGUUGAAUGCACAAGGGCCCGUAAGAGUUGCGUAUGAUUACACAGAGUACAAAACGGACAGCACUCCGCUGUUUGCGGCUGCACAUUUGGGGAAUGGGGAGAUGGUGGAAAAGCUGGUGGCUGCCGGCGCUGAUGCGAACGCACGGGUCUUUCGAGGCUACCCUAGCACUGCUGCGGCCCAGGAGGGACACGCAGCGGCCCUGCAAGUGCUGAUCAGCAAAGGAAAGCUUAGUGUGGAAGCAAUUGAAGAGGCGUUGCUGGAGGCAGCUCUCCACAACCGGCCGGAUGCGCUGAAACUGCUCCUGGAUUGCCAUGUGGCAAGGGAUCCCACCCUCCAGCAAGCGUUGGUCCAGGCCAGCUCCCGUGGUCACCUAGAGAUCGUCCAACAUCUGAUCGAGGCCGGCAUCGAUGUGAAUUGCUCCCGCCGCAUCCUGGUCCAAUGUGCGCAGCCCCCCCUCCACCUCAACGCCACGUGUACGCCCCUGAUCGCGGCGGUAGUCUCAUGUCAAAAGCCGAUUGUAGACGCUUUACUGCUGGCUGGUGCGUCGCUCAGCCCCAGAGCCUCGCUGGGUGCCUGGGCGUGGGACCAAAGCGAAGCGGAGGAGCUCAAAGUCGGGGCGGGGUUGGGAGAACCGUACGGUGCAGCCUGGGCCGCCGUCGAGUUCUGCCGGGGGCCCCUCGGGGGUGAGAUCCUCGAGGCGCUGAUGCGCCACGCUGACGUCAGCGAGGAGAUUGCGGGGCGGACGCUGCUCUACCAUGCCGUCCUGUGCGGGAACGCCCCAGCGGUCUCCAUUCUGCUGCAACUCGGCGCAAGCCCUGAGCAAAGCAUCCCAUCAUCUUCCAAGAAACAGAGCUUCCAGCCAAUAUACCUCGCCGCGCGCCUGGGCGAUCUAGCCAUUCUGAACACGCUCCUCGCGGGGGGGUGCGAUCUUAACUGCCGGAACGACUCGGACAAGACCCCCGCAAUGACUGCGGCCGAAAACGGACAGAUGGCAGCCCUGGGGGCGCUCAUCGUGUCCGGCGCGGAUUUGGGGUUAGUGGACGGGUCAAAGAGGAGUUUGCUAACCAUUGCUGACGAAAGCGGGCACGGGGAGAGCGUCCGAGAAACGGUCCGAGGGGCGCUCAUCGCCGGACGGUAUCUCUCGAGCGAUCCGACAGUUUUUCACCCGCUGUUGUUCGCCGCUACGGAGGGCGACGUGUACCUUAUCCGAAAACUGCUCAAACUAGACGCGGGGGACGUCGUCGUCCCCCCGGAGAAACUAGCGAAAGGGCCCGGAGAGGAGAGAGACCCAACGGACGGCGCCCACGUGGCGGACAGCGAUUCGCACAGCCCAACCAGCACACUACAGACCGCCGACUCACCGAGCACGCACAGAACACCGUUCCCCCCCACCGCACAGGCCCCACUGACCCCACAGGACUGCCCCCCCGUAGAGAUAGAAGCCCGAGACAGCGACGGAAACACGGCCCUCAUUCUUUGCGCCCAGCGAGGCCAUCUCGGAGCGUUCGAAGUGCUCCUCCGCGCGGGGGCGUCCCUGGGGGCCUUGAACGCGCAUGGGGACACGGCGCUGACGUCAGCGGAGCGGAACGGGUCGCUGGCGGAGGCGGCUGACGUUAUCCUGGAGGCCCUGCGCGAUGGUGCGGUCGCGGUGACGUCGUCGUCCCCCGGGUUCUUCCCGCUGCACUUCGCGUCGACGUGGCAGGACGAGCGCGCGAUGGCGGCGGUUUUGAAGGCGAGCCCGGCCCACGUGGACGAGCUGGACAAUGAGGGGCUGACACCUGUCAUGAUCUGCGCGCAACAGGGAUUUGUCGAGGGGGUUAGGCUGCUUUUGGAGGCGGGAGCGCACGCAGAGAAGCGGGGGCCACGUGGCCUGACUGCGCUGCAAUUGGCGCGAGAACAGGGGCCCAAAGUGAGCGCAGCGGUGGAGAAGGCGCUGUUCGAUCACCUGGCGAGGAAGCUGGUGUUGACGGGCGCACCAGUGUUGAAGCACACACGGGAGGGGCGCGGAAAGCCGCACGAAAAGGUGCCGUGCAUGAGAAAUGGCGUCUUUUACUGGGGCGAGAAGGGUGGCCGGAAACUGGGCGAUGUUGUGGCUGAACUGGGCGGUGGGCCAGUUCUCAGGAAGAACCGGCCCAAGGAGUCUAGCGGGCUUUUGGCGAGAACGUUCAGUGUGGAGGCCCGUGCGGGGCGCACCGUGUACUUCACGGCAAGCUCACAAGAUGAGGCGGAGAUGUGGGUGCAUGGUAUCAAUAUGGUGGCCCAAGAGGCGGCGCAAGGAGGCAAGAGUGGUUGAUAUGGUCUUCGCUAAGAUCUUUUGCACAUAUAGAAGUUAAAGAUACUCUUCCAAUGGCGAGGAAGUGGAGUUUGUACAGCGAUUGUGGAAGCACCGAGGUCAGGACAGUGAGAAUCCUCUCGAGCCAAAAUUUGCACAUGUGCCUGGCAUGCCAUGAUGGCCUUAUAAGCGGAGCCUAUGAGCUUCAUGGUCCCCGACGAUCAUGCUUGUUGGGCAGCGGGCGGAGUCCGUCG